Messenger RNA from Echinococcus granulosus, 471 nucleotides. RefSeq lists its product as hypothetical. The transcript has a single exon. The coding region runs from base 1 to 471 and encodes 156 amino acids. Lineage: Eukaryota; Metazoa; Platyhelminthes; Cestoda; Cyclophyllidea; Taeniidae. The record is from RefSeq and is a predicted model, not a curated record.
AUGGAACUCUCCAAAGUCAGUCUCGUCUUCUUACUUACUGCCCUCGUGUUUGCCCAUGCUUGUAAACAAAGCCCACCACCGAUGACCACCGCAGCUCUAACUACUACACGGGCAACCACCACAGCUCCAACUACUACAAAAGCAACCACCAAAUUCCCAGCAACUACACAGAAAACCAUCACAACUCCAAGGACUACACGGACAACUACCAAAGCUACAACGACUACACGGACAACGACCACAACUCCAAGGACUACAGCCACUACCACCACUAGACGACCAUCCACAACUGCAACUACUAGACCAACUACGACUGCUGCACCACUGAAGACGACUUCACCAAUCGCAACUUCUAUAAUUCAAGCCAGUAGUGAGAUGACCACCUCACAAAUGUCCCUCCUUUUACCAUCUACUCCACUUCAUCUCCUCACCUCCCUCCUUCUCUUCAUCACCUCCUAUUUGCUCCUCUAA